Messenger RNA from Pantherophis guttatus, 3916 nucleotides. Lineage: Eukaryota; Metazoa; Chordata; Lepidosauria; Squamata; Colubridae. The record is from RefSeq and is a predicted model, not a curated record.
AUGGCUCCUCCAACUUUUGCCCCAUACAAUGCUGCUGCUGAGACGUGGGAUGCGUACGAAGAGAGGUUUGAAUGUUUUUUAGAAGCCAACGAUUUUACUGACCUCUCAAGCAGUAAGAAAAGGGCUCAUUUUUUAAAUGCUUGUGGCCCUGAGGUAUUUGCUACUGCCCGAGCGUUACUUGCUCCCCAGCCUGUGCAUACUACUUCCUGGGAAGUUUUGAGGCAGAAAUUGAGGGCUCACUACGCUCCAAUUCCGUCUUGUAUAGCCCGUAGGUUUAAUUUAAGGCAAAUACUACAAGAGGAAGGGGAGCCUGUCAACCAUUAUGUCGCCCGUCUGCGUACAGCCGCCAUCGACUGCGAGUUCCGGGAUUUAGAGGACGCUUUGGUCGAACAGUUGGUUUGUGGGGUACGCGACAUAAACUUACAGAAGCGUUUGUUAGCGAAAAAAACCCUAGAUCUUCAAAUGGCCAUGGAAGAGGCUCAGGCGGCGGAGAUGUCAGAUAAAUCCGCCGCGGACAUCUGUAAGUGCCAUCCCUCUGCUAAUCAAGCCACGGCUGUCCAUAGUGAGGAGGUUGUUUCUGAAGACGAUGAAGAAGAGCCGGAAGUCAGUCGUAUUAAGACGUUUACUGAAAAAGGUGGGCGGCCAACCAGGAAAAAACCUCCUCCAUCCUCCUGCCUCAGCUGCGGUGAUCAGCACCCCCGAACAACUUGCCGGUUCCGUUCAGUGACAUGUCGACGUUGCGGCAAACUUGGCCACCUCGCACGUGUCUGCCGCUUGGGUCGCCAGAGGCAAUCUACGUUUCGACCAAAAGGUGCUGCAGUCAUCAGUGAAGACUGUUUUGCGAUAUUCCGCGGCCGGCGGGUCACUGAACUAACGACCCACCGUGACUCCACUACACGUUCAAACAAGCUUUUCCUGACUGUGAAGAUUGAAGGUGUUCCUUGCAGGAUGGAAGUCGACACCGGCUCAUCUAAAUCCAUUGUCUCCUGGACCACCAUCAAAGAAAUGAUGCCUAGCCUGCAGAAAAAUCAGCUUCACCCCAGCCCUGUUAAGCUUAGAGAUUAUCAGGGAAACCGGAUUCCAAUUAUUGGGCACGGUCGUUUCCUAGUUGAAUAUGAUAGUUUCACUGGCCGCCUCCCCUUAAUCGUGGUGGAUGGCUCCCUUCCUAGUCUGUUAGGCUUAGAUUGGUUUGGAUCCUUUGGCCUUGCCAUCACAGGCAUCCACUCAACAUCAUCAGAGAGCGAUUUUGAUAUGUUGGCUAGCGAAUUCAAAGAUGUGUUCAACGAUGCUCUGGGUAAAUAUGUGGGUUCCCCAAUUUCACUGAACUUAGACCCGAACAUUGCCCCUAUUAGGCUCAAACCCCGGAGAGUACCUUUGGCCCUCCGUCCAAAAGUAGAAGCCGAGUUAGAUAAGUUGAUUGCCCAGGGAGUUUUAGAACCCACUGACCAUUCCCAGUGGGAAACCCUUGCUAAGCUUGAUCUAGCUCAAGCGUAUCAGCAGCUUCCGGUGGAUGAGGCCUCAGCUGAAGCCCAAACGAUUGUAACCCACCGGGGAGCUUUUAAGUGCAAACGGUAUUUAAUUGACGCCACAGGUAUCCACCCUACUCCCUCAAAGGUGGCAGCUAUAAAAAACGCUGCUGUUCCAACGUGCAAAGCUGACCUGCAAGCUUUUCUGGGGCUCCUCAAUUUUUAUAGCGUAUUUUUACCCCAUAAAGCCACCUUGGUGGAGCCUCUUCACCGUUUAUUGGACAAAAAUACGCCAUGGUCCUGGGGCGAGGCUGAAAACCGUUCUUUCCGGGCUGUCCAAGACCUACUAACAUCCUCUGCUGUCCUGGUACAAUAUAGUUCUCACCUUCCUCUGGUAAUAACAGCGGAUGCAUCCCCUUUUGGCAUCGGUGCCGUCCUUAGCCAUAGGUUUCCAAAUGGAAUAGAAGCACCUAUUGCCUAUUAUUCCCGUACUCUUUCCUCCACGGAACGCAAGUAUAGUCAAUUAGACAGGGAGGCCCUAGCCGCAGUGGCUUCUGUAAAGAAGUUCCACGAUUAUAUUUAUGGCCGCCAUUUUGAUUUGGUCACUGACCAUAAGCCUCUUCUGGGGCUCUUAGCUGGGGACCAUCAGACUCCUUUGAUACUUUCCCCCAGGAUGUCCCGUUGGACUGAGUUUUUAGCGGCUUAUAAUUACACCUUAAGAUACCGCCCGGGUAAGGAGAUCGCGCAUGCUGAUGCGUUGAGCCGCUGUCCGUUGCCCUUGCCCGUGGAGGACCCUGCACCGACCUCUUCUGUCCUCCUUGUAGAGGAGCUGCCCAUUCCAUUAUCUGCAACCGACGUUGCCGCCCACUCGGCAGUUGACCCUUUGUUAGCACAGGUGCUCGACUGGGUGGCAAGGGGGUGGCCAUUAGGACAAGUGGCCGAGCAGUUCAAGCCGUUCCGGCUCAGGCAACACGAACUUUCUGUCCUCCGGGGUUGCCUGUUGUGGGGUCAUAGGGUCGUUAUUCCCCCAAAAUUGCGUAACUCUAUUUUGGAGUGUUUACAUGAAGCCCACCCUGGUAUAAUCAGGAUGAAGGGGCUUAGCCGAAGUUAUGUGUGGUGGCCAGGGAUCGACCAGGAUAUAACAGAUUGGGUAGCCAAAUGCCAAACUUGUCAGCUGUCGAGGCCAGCAGCACCAUCUGUCCCUCCCAGGGAGUGGGAAUUCCCGAGGGCUCCAUGGUCGCGGGUCCAUCUGGAUUUUGCUGGCCCCUUUAUGGGCCGCCAGUUCCUUAUUGUGGUGGACGCAUAUUCAAGGUGGGUCGAGGUAGAAAUAAUGCCAUCCAUCACAUCAGAGGCCGUCAUACGUGUUUUAAAUAAAUUAUUUGCUACACAUGGCCUUCCGGAUGUUCUAGUGUCCGAUAAUGGCCCACAACUGACAUCCGCCCCAUUUCAAAUGUUCCUGGCCAGUUUAGGAAUCCGCCAUGCCCAGAUUGCCCCUUAUUGUCCCUCCAGUAAUGGUUUGGCAGAAAGGGCUGUGAGGUCAACUAAAGAAGCGCUGGCAAGACUAGGACCAAGGGGGUGGCAAGAAAGGGUUUCCACAUAUUUGCUUUCUCAGCAUACAACACCUUGUUCAAGCACUAAUCGAAGUCCUGCUGAGAUGCUGAUGGGCCGCCGAUUACGAACAACACUUGACCGUCUGCAUCCUUUAUACAACUCAGACCGGCCUACAACAGGCUAUUUGCCACCUAGGGUGUUUAAAGAGGGGGACCAGGUUUUUGCGCGAAACUAUGGGGGUGAUCCCCGUUGGUUGCCAGGACAGAUUAUACAAGUAACGGGUCCCUGUUCUUACAGGGUCCUGCUCGUUGAUGGCAGAACCUGGCGGAGACAUGUGGACCAGUUACGGAAACGUGUGUUCGAAAAAAACCCGGCAGAGGCUGUGAGUCCGUCACCUACAACAACGCUAAGUUCCAUGCCAGGUCCAACGUUAAGUUCACAAGCAAAUGAAAACUUAACGCGGGGCGCCGCAAGGAGCCAGCAGUGGCUCAACUUACCUGAGAUAGAGUCCGAGGCUGGGAAGUCUGUUACAGGGAACAAUCCGUCAAUUGUACCGUUAUCUUCUCCAUCCAUGCCGGAAUCAGCUGCACCUGUUAUCGAACCUGAACUACGACGGUCCGGACGAACACGCAGGCGCCCGGCGUACCUUAACGAUUACACUUGCGUGAUCCAGGAGGGGAGGGGUGUUAUGUCUAGCAGGGUUUAGUUAUAGUUGUAGUGUUGUUAUUGGAUGAAACCGAUGACGUCAUCAGCACGGAAGAUUCUUUUGUUAGCCAUUGGCUAGAGCAGUUGAGCUAUUCAUAUAUAAGAGCUGUCAACUGCCAUUUUCUAGCUGAGCAGUUACAGUUACAGUUACAGUUACAGUUACAGUUACAGUUACAUGGUGAAGCAAUAAAGAG